Cercopithifilaria johnstoni is the source of this 1716-nucleotide messenger RNA. Lineage: Eukaryota; Metazoa; Nematoda; Chromadorea; Rhabditida; Onchocercidae. The record is from the annotation of a GenBank genome assembly.
AUGCCAUUUCCAGUACCAAAUGCGCAACAGCUUAAUCAAAUUGUUUGGACAAUGUUAGGCACUGCUACUAAGGAAACAAUUUAUUGCGUAUCUGAAGCACCUGUAUCACAGUUACGUUUUGUUUGUGUUGAUUGUUAUCAGAAGAAUAUCACAGAUAUGGUUAAUGUUUUAAGCAGUGCGCAAGAUCUUACACGCAGCGCUGGAUUUCCUACUGUAGCAUUGCGUGGUAUAGCAGUAAACACAAACUGGACAGGUGCGACAAUAAUGUGUCAAGCAGCAGUGAAUGGUGGUACCAUCGAUUCAGCACCAGCUAUAAUUGAUGUACGAUACUUGAAACAACCACAUGUAGUGGAUACAUCUGGUCAAGGACCAAUACUAAUUGCUAGUCAAGGUUAUCGAUUUUACGUGGAAUGUAUACGUGCAAGUGAUGGAUUAUGUCAACAAACUGGUCGACGGAAAACGUUACGUUGUGCGGUGCAAUCCCAUCCGCCGGCUACAGUAUUCAAGUGGCUUAAGAAUGGCGUUGUUGUCAGUGGUAAUGGUGCCGAUAUUACAAUUGGUACCGAAAUGAUUGGUCAUUCAAUUCAGUGUUCUGCUAAUAAUGGUCUUUUUUCGGACGGUGAAAUGCCCAUUUCACAAGCCGUGCAAAUUGAUCCGUAUACAGCAGCUCGAUUGGUGCAGGAUAAUUUUCAAACGAUGCAAAAUGCAGCACCAUUUCAAACUGGCAAUCGUAUUGAUAUGAAUCAGCAGAUUAACUUAGGAUGCCAAGUGGAGGGUAAUCCACGCCCGGUUGUUUUCUGGAAAUUGAGGAAAUCAAAUGGUCAAGUAGUUGAUGCAGCAUGUCCACAGGGUUUUGAAGGACAGUAUCAAGAAGUACCCUUAGAACAACGCAGUCAAGUUACAUACGCUGCCAAUAUUCGUCUCAAUGCAAUUUGCUCAUUACGGAUAGCAAAUUACACAUUUUCGGGACAAUAUUGGUGUGCUGCAUGUUCAUUUGUGUCACAAGGUGCUCCGGAAUGUUCACCAUCACUUGAUUCGCCUGGUACUACCUACUUAAAUGUACAGGUGCAGGGACCACCAACUCAAUCGGAUAGCUUACCAUCCGUUCAAAAGCUUCCUAGCUCAGACAGUGCGGUUGUUGUGGUUCACUAUUGUGCAGAACCGUUACCUAAGCUACCGCGUGAUGUCGUCUUUUCGGUCGAUCAAAAUGAGCUACAAAUUGGACAAACAUGGCAAAAUUUCCGAUUCGAAAGUACCACGCAAAAUAACACCGUACCAAAUUGUCAUCUAGCAAAAUUACUCAUUUCACCGGUUUCUGAUUCAGAUACCAUUCGACAAGUGGUUCUAAAAGUUCAAAAUACAUAUGGCAGUAAGCAUAUAAUGGUACCACUGGGUGCUUUAUUCGGUGGUCAAUCAGCUACUAUGAGUUCAUUUCCAAGCUGGCUUACGGCGUUAUUAAUGAUGAUAAUUUUCGGUGUAUUGCUAUCACUACUAAUGAUGUUUUGUAUCAAAAAGAAUUUAUUCUGUUUUAGAAAAGUGAAGCCGACAAUAAAUUCUUAUGACGACAAAAGGAAAAAAGCGAACAUGCGUGAGACGUACCGGGAAGAUGGUCCUCGGUCACUGUACCAGGCAUCCGGGCAACCAGCCGAGUGUCCGCUAGAUUAUGAGUCCGCCGUGCAAGCAGCCUAUUGUGAUUCUCGAAUGUCCUCUGUUUAA